CCCAAGCCCACAUCAGCCCAAGACUUGCACUCUCACUAGACACGAGCCCAGAUUAGGGCCAUUCAAGAUAUUAAAACCGCAGCCGAGGGUUAGGGUUCACUCUCUCCUUCAUCGCCCUUCUUCUUUCAAAGAGAAACAGACACCACCACAGCCAUGGCGAGGAUCAAGGUCCACGAGCUCAGGAACAAGUCCAAGCCAGAUCUUUUGGGUCAGCUCAAGGAUCUGAAGGCGGAGCUCGCUCUUCUCCGAGUCGCCAAGGUCACUGGUGGAGCCCCCAACAAGCUCUCCAAAAUCAAGGUGGUGAGGCUUUCUAUAGCUCAGGUGCUGACAGUGAUUUCCCAGAAGCAAAAGGCGGCUCUUAGGGAAGUUUACAAGAACAAGAAGCUUCUUCCUCUUGAUUUGCGUCCAAAGAAGACCAGGGCUAUCAGGAGACGUCUGACUAAGCACCAGGCAUCUUUAAAGACAGAGAGGGAGAAGAUGAGAGAGAUGUACUUCCCACUAAGGAAGUACGCAAUCAAGGCAUAAUGUUGGAUCCACUUAUGAAGGACAUCAGGACUUUUACCUACUAUAUGAUAUUCCCAGGACAUGAGUUUAAAGUAUUUAGCCAUUUUCGUAAUUGUAUCGGCAUAGACAGUACCCCCAAUAUGACUUCACUGGUCCAGAAUUGUAAUGCUGAUUGUGUUUCCAUUUUGUGCUUAAUGAUUUGCAAUCGGAUUUUUUUUA
This is a messenger RNA of Rosa rugosa (rugosa rose), 723 nucleotides long. RefSeq names its product large ribosomal subunit protein uL29y. Gene Ontology annotation, cellular component: ribosome; cytosolic large ribosomal subunit. Gene Ontology annotation, molecular function: mRNA binding; structural constituent of ribosome. Gene Ontology annotation, biological process: maturation of LSU-rRNA from tricistronic rRNA transcript (SSU-rRNA, 5.8S rRNA, LSU-rRNA); translation. The transcript has 4 exons. The record is from RefSeq and is a predicted model, not a curated record. Bases 154 to 525 code for a protein of 123 amino acids. Lineage: Eukaryota; Viridiplantae; Streptophyta; Magnoliopsida; Rosales; Rosaceae.